UUAUGUAGAAUCAUUCGCCAUGUUGCUAGCUGGUGACCUCCGCAUGUGCUGCUGACUUAUAAUUAGAAGGAAACGUGAAGUAAUUAAUAUUUUAAAGCAUGUUUGGAAGCUCUAUGAGAGGAUAGGUGGUAAAAUGUCAUUAGCUGUAGUAGGACGCCGCUUGGGUGCCAGCUUCUGGUGUGGGAAGUGGAGCAGACUUCAGCCCGUAUCCAGAAGGUUUGUCUUCUCUGUCCACCGGAUCCGCUACUCUCAGUUUUUCACGAAAGACUGGAGUUGCCCUCUGCCUCCCAGAUAUGCCGCAGGAUCUCUCAUCCGAGCCGAAUCGAUCCACUCUUCAUCACACAGACUGAAGAAACGGCAGCCGGAGGAACCUCCUCCACGAGAGCUCGACUUGCUUCGUUACGAUCUGAAGGUUCUGAAGAACGCCCCCAAACCAGCGCUGUAUCUGGGAUUUUCCGGUCUCAUUCCUUUUGUAUCUGCGCCGUUAUUCAUGGCCAUCACAGAGACGUACAUUCCUGAAUUAGCUUACGCUCAAGUUGUAUACGGAGCCUCAAUCCUUUCCUUUCUCGGCGGCGCUCGUUGGGGCUUCGCCUUACCCGAGGGCAGCCCAGCAAAACCCGACUGGCUGAACCUAGCCAACAGUGUUGUUCCCUCUAUAAUAGCAUGGGGAGCGCUACUGUUUAGCCACAAUAUUAUCCAGUCUGGCAUGCUGGUGAUCAUGGGGCUGGGAAUAUCACUGCAUUACGACCUGGCCCUGUUACCCACAUAUCCCAGCUGGUUCAAGGCACUGAGGACAAUCCUCACUACAAUUGCUUUCUUCUCAUUAGUGGCCACUAUAGUUCUUAAAGGAUUCUAUCCAGAGAAGAGAUAUCUGACCCAGGAAUGAUUUUUUUUUUAAAUCAUGUAAAGAUGUAAAUCUCACUUUGUACUCAAAAAGUAUCACAAAUUUAACAUAUACUUGCCAUAACAAGCUAAUUUCCCAUACAGGAACAAUAAGAAAAUCUUUGUCAAUAAAACAUACAAUUACAGUUAAAAAAAAAAAAAAAGAAUUUAAAUAAUUGUGGCACCAAGAGGUACAGAUUUUACAGAUGUACUGACAAGAUUGUUUGUUUCAUUUCUGAUACUGUUACUAUUGACAGCAUUGUCACACCCCCAGAAGUGAGUUCAGUUUAACAAUGAAAACAUCCUCAAUCAUUCAUUCAUAUGCAGUAGUAUUUAAAAUAAAGGACAAAUAAAUGAUCAUGAUCACUUUGCUGACUUAUUAUUCACACACACAAUGUACAGUAAAAAGUUCAUUAUUUAAAGACUAAUUUCUCAUCUAUAAUUUUCAAAUGUGACUAAAAGUAGGGGUUAUUUUAUGACUUUUGCCCCCCUGUAUAUGUAUUGUAAUGAUAUAACAAUAUUGUGGAACUUUAUUUUAGUUCAUUUUGGGUGCAAUCAAUAAAUACCAGUAAAACAAAAA
Molecule: messenger RNA, 1462 nt
Organism: Ictalurus punctatus (channel catfish)
Lineage: Eukaryota; Metazoa; Chordata; Actinopteri; Siluriformes; Ictaluridae
Gene: tmem69
Product: transmembrane protein 69
Exons: 3
Coding region: 134-886 (250 amino acids)
Source: RefSeq, a predicted model, not a curated record